GGAGAAUGAUACAAGAUCGACGCCUGUCGACGGAAGUUUCAUGGAGUUGGGAGAACAAGUCAAGGUAUAGCUAGGAAGAAAGAAGAGGAUGGGCCGGUGUAAAGCAGAGAAACAUCGCAAAGCACGACCCUCGGUAUUUCGAACUGCGGCGGCGGGUGUGAAAGCCUGGCUCACAGACAGUAGACUAGCAACUAAGUUGCAGGGGAAAAAGGAGCAAGCAGAAGGAAAGCAAACACGGCGAAGAAAGGAUGCGUUCUCCGGCCAAGCCAAAGUCACGGGGGAUGAGCAUCCACUCACUCACUCACUCAGUCGCUCAGUCGCUCAGUCACUCAAUCGCUCGAUCAAUUAUUCACUCAAAUCACUGACUGUUCUUGUCGGUCUGACUGACCCCGCCAGAGACGAGGGGAGAAAGCGAAGGCCAUGGCAUGCGGCGCAGCAGACCAGGAGCAGCAAUUUGAUCCGGUCCUGGGAGCAUCGACCGUGGAAUGGAGACAAUACAGCAUGAGCUGCAGGAGUGAUUGGUUCCCUUGGGAAAGGCAAAGUGCUAGAGGAGAAGUCCAGUCAGGGCCAGCCCACAGGGACAA
Aspergillus saccharolyticus JOP 1030-1 is the source of this 584-nucleotide messenger RNA. RefSeq lists its product as uncharacterized. The coding region runs from base 89 to 505 and encodes 138 amino acids. Lineage: Eukaryota; Fungi; Ascomycota; Eurotiomycetes; Eurotiales; Aspergillaceae. The transcript has a single exon. The record is from RefSeq and is a predicted model, not a curated record.